Messenger RNA from Jaculus jaculus (lesser Egyptian jerboa), 3863 nucleotides. RefSeq names its product stromal interaction molecule 1 (gene Stim1). Gene Ontology annotation, biological process: store-operated calcium entry; activation of store-operated calcium channel activity; intracellular calcium ion homeostasis. The coding region runs from base 379 to 2532 and encodes 717 amino acids. The transcript has 13 exons. The record is from RefSeq and is a predicted model, not a curated record. Gene Ontology annotation, molecular function: calcium channel regulator activity; calcium ion binding; protein binding. Lineage: Eukaryota; Metazoa; Chordata; Mammalia; Rodentia; Dipodidae. Gene Ontology annotation, cellular component: endoplasmic reticulum; plasma membrane.
AGCUGACAGCCAGCCGAGCGGGCCCCGCAGCCACCCAGCUCAAACUCUCCGGAAGCCAGCGCCGAGCUCAGGCCGCCGCCGCCGCAGCCCGGGCCGGACCCACUGUGUGAAGAGCGGAGGAGGCGCUGGCCCUACUCUGCGCCCGAACUUGGAGCACUUGACCUUUGGCAGUCAGAGGAGGCCAGGCCCGCCAGGUGGUUGGCUGGACAGCUGCGGCGACGUUCGCUGGCGAGGGGCAUCUCGCCUGGGAACCGUCGGCUGGCACCCCCGGGCACCUUACCCCCCCCCCCACACCUCACCGCCCUCUCCGCGGCUUUGCUUGCUUCUGGGAUCCCCAAGGUGUCUACAUCAAGCGCAUGUUGACCGAGACCCAGAGUCAUGGAUGUGUGCGCCCGUCUUGCCCUGUGGCUUCUCUGGGGGCUUCUCUGGCAUCAGGGCCAGAGCCUCAGCCACGGUCCGAACGAGAAGGCGACCGCGGGAGCCGGCUCCGGGGCGACUUCCGAGGAGUCUACUGCAGCAGAGUUUUGCCGUAUCGACAAGCCGCUGUGCGACAGUGAGGAUGAGAAGCUCAGCUUCGAGGCCGUCCGCAACAUCCACAAGCUGAUGGACGAUGAUGCCAAUGGUGAUGUGGACGUAGAAGAAAGCGAUGAGUUCCUGAGAGAAGACCUCAAUUACCACGACCCGACAGUGAAGCAUAGCACCUUCCACGGGGAGGACAAGCUCAUCAGCGUCGAGGACCUAUGGAAGGCGUGGAAGGCCUCGGAAGUGUACAACUGGACCGUGGAUGAGGUGGUGCAGUGGCUGAUUACAUAUGUGGAGCUGCCUCAGUAUGAGGAAACCUUCCGGAAGUUACAGCUCAGUGGUCAUGCCAUGCCAAGGCUAGCUGUAACCAACACCACCAUGACAGGAACCGUGCUGAAGAUGACAGACCGGAGCCAUCGGCAGAAGCUGCAGCUGAAGGCCCUGGACACCGUGCUCUUCGGGCCUCCUCUCUUGACCCGCCAUAAUCACCUCAAGGACUUCAUGUUGGUGGUAUCUAUCGUCAUUGGUGUGGGCGGCUGCUGGUUCGCCUAUAUCCAGAACCGUUACUCCAAGGAGCACAUGAAGAAGAUGAUGAAGGAUUUGGAAGGGUUGCACAGAGCAGAGCAGAGUCUACACGACCUUCAGGAAAGGCUGCAUAAGGCCCAGGAAGAGCACCGCACGGUGGAGGUGGAGAAGGUGCACCUGGAGAAGAAGUUGCGUGAUGAGAUCAACCUUGCCAAGCAGGAAGCUCAGCGGCUGAAGGAGCUGCGGGAGGGUACUGAGAACGAGCGCAGCCGCCAAAAAUAUGCCGAGGAAGAGCUGGAGCAGGUUCGGGAGGCCUUGAGGAAGGCAGAGAAGGAGCUAGAAUCACACAGCUCAUGGUAUGCUCCAGAGGCCCUUCAGAAGUGGCUGCAGCUGACACACGAGGUGGAGGUGCAGUACUACAACGUCAAGAAGCAAAAUGCUGAGAAGCAGCUGCUGGUGGCCAAAGAGGGGGCUGAAAAGAUAAAAAAGAAGAGAAACACACUUUUUGGCACGUUCCAUGUGGCCCAUAGCUCUUCCUUGGAUGAUGUGGAUCAUAAAAUUCUAACUGCUAAGCAAGCUCUGAGUGAGGUGACAGCAGCACUGAGGGAGCGCCUGCACCGCUGGCAGCAGAUCGAAAUCCUCUGUGGCUUCCAGAUUGUGAAUAACCCUGGCAUCCACUCCCUGGUGACUGCCCUCAACAUAGACCCCAGCUGGAUGGGCACUACGCGCCCCAACCCCGCCCACUUCAUCAUGACUGACGACGUGGAUGACAUGGAUGAGGAGAUUGUAUCCCCCAUGUCCAUGCAGUAUGCUGCCUGGCUGAUGGGGCGUAGGUUCAGUGACCGCUCUCUCUGCUCCACAUCCGCCGGCUCGGAUGAUCAGUCCCUCUGGAAAUACCCGGCCCCCAGCCUGCAGAGCAGUGUCCGGCAGCGCCUGACGGAGCCACAGCAUGGCCUGGGAUCUCAGAGGGAUUUGACCCAUUCCGAUUCGGAGUCCUCCCUCCAUAUGAGUGACCGCCAGCGUGUGAUCACCAAGCCUCCUCCACUGGGCCGUGCUGCAGAUGAGGCUCUCAAUGCCGUGCCUUCCGAUGGCAGCCACCGGCUGAUUGAGGGGGUCCAUCCAGGAUCUCUGAUGGAGAAACUGCCUGACAGCCCUGCCCUGACCAAGAAGGCAUUACUGGCGCUGAACCAUGGGCUCGACAAAGCCCACAGCCUGAUGGAGCUGAACCCCUCAGGCCCACUUAGUGGCUCCCCACCGUUGGAUUCUUCCCGUUCUCAUAGCCCCAGUUCCCCAGAUCCAGACACACCAUCUCCAGCAGGGGAUAGCCGAGCCCUGCAGGGCAGCCGAAACACACGCAUUCCCCACUUGGCUGGCAAGAAGGCUGUGGCUGAGGAUGAUAAUGGUUCUAUUGGUGAGGAGACAGACUCCAGCCCAGGCAGGAAGAAGUUUCCCCUCAAAAUCUUUAAGAAACCUCUUAAGAAGUAGGCAGGAUGGGGGUGGCAGUAUUGAGAAAGCUUGUCCUUCCUGGGUCUUCUGCCUUCUCUUUCCUCCCUUCCUUCAAGAUAGCUGGCCCAAGGGCCUGGGCACUGUACAUACCUGCCUCCCGCAUCCUUGGUCCUUCAUUAUUAUUUAUUAACUGACCACCAUGGCCUGCCUGCCCUGCAACCCCCCGCCCCCAUGGGCUGCUGCUGUCACAUCCUUUCCACUUCAGUGCAUGUCUUAGUUGCUUUUCCCUCAGUUCCCAGCUCCACUUUGGAGUCUAGCUUCUGUCUCUGCUGUCCCAGUUUUGAGGUUUGGUUUUUGUUUCUGUCUCUUGUUUUCAGACUCCUCCCUCCCACCAACCCCCAACUUCCUUAGCAGUUGUGGGGAAGAUUGGAGGAUUAACUUCUGAUACCUAUACCUCAGAUCUACUCAUCCGACCCACGAUGGUUCGGUUUGCUUCCAGCUGGGCCAAGGGGUUUGCUCUUUUGGGAGUAUGGUGGGCUGGAGAGAACCUCAUCUGACAGCUCGUUUGGGCCUUGAGGGGUCCAUGGCUGAGUGAAAACAAUUCCCAGGGAACAAGCUACCAGAGUUUUGAAGAUAGGGCCAGUCUUGUGAUGGAUCAGGAAAGACUCUCAUAAUUGGAGGAUGAGUGGAAGCCAAAGCCUGUAAGGCUUUAGGGCCGUUACCGUUUCUCUCUAGUCCUGCCCACAUCUGCCCUCCUCUGUCCCUGCUCCCCUCUGGAAGUGCGGCCCGAGCUCCCCAAGCCUCGCUGUUGCUGGGGCUCAGAGAAAGUAUCUCCCCUGGCUAUGGAAGCCACAGUCAGGACACAGGGCUCUUGUGGAGCUCUGGAAUGGUUGGGUAAGGAUGUUGUAUUUGAACCAAAAGACAGUUUAAAAAUGAAAAAAGAAAUCUCCUGAAAUUCCCAAGUGCCUGCACAGCAUCUUCCCUUUGUCAGACCCCAUUUUCAUGUUAGCGCACAGCCUGGGCCAGAGGCUCAAAACAGACACACUGGUUUGGGGAAGGGGUAAUAAAGGAAGAUGGUGUAUGUGAGGGCUGCUGCGUGACCUCUUCCUCCUCACCCCGUCCAUCUUCUACACAACUGUCACCCUUACCUGUUUUUGCUAUGGCUGUAAAGGCAUUUUUCCUCUGCCCCAAUCUGCCAUGCCUUUACCCUGAGAUCCUAAUUUGGGCCUGGGUUGGGUGCAUCUGGGGCUGGUCUUAGGAGGGUUCUGGGCUGUUGACUGCCUUGCACCCCCUGAACACCCUCACAUGGGUUUUUCUGUGUUAUUUCAUAAGACUCUUUGAAGUCCAAUAAAGCAUGUAGGAGAUUUUCA